Messenger RNA from Fusarium subglutinans, 2286 nucleotides. RefSeq lists its product as uncharacterized. The record is from RefSeq and is a predicted model, not a curated record. The coding region runs from base 1 to 2286 and encodes 761 amino acids. Lineage: Eukaryota; Fungi; Ascomycota; Sordariomycetes; Hypocreales; Nectriaceae. The transcript is spliced from 2 exons.
AUGGAUAGCGAUAUUGCUUCCCAGACUGAAUCUUGCUUCAGCCUGCUGGCCACUGUCAAGCUCAUCGCGGAGAACGCAACAAAAUGCCACGCGGAACUCUUGCAGUACCAGGUCCUACGACUGAAAGACGAGCAUUUAGAUCUCGACAACCGUAUCAGAGACUUGGCUGCUGAGAUGCUCAAGCUUCAAGCGGAUAGUAAAGAUAUUACUAGCCAUGCCAAUUAUGCUAAAGAGAUGGGAGAAAAGAAGAAAAGGGUCGUCCGUGACAUCGCUAGGAAAGCGCGGAAGGAUCCUAUUAGGCUGGCUGAUGUCAAGCCAUACAUCAACAAGUUUAUGGCAGAGACUGGCGAGGCUAUGGGGGUUUUGCUUGUGUAUCACGACGAGCAAAGGGCACAAUCUACGGAAAACCUGCCCCCUACUCCAGCUACCGAGGCGGGCGGUGAUAACGACAACGAUACGUCACUCAAUCCAGAAAAUUCAUCCCCUUCCUCUCCUUGCCCUACCCUUCGGAGCCCUCCCACUAGCAAACGGACUCCUCCCGACGCAGAAGGCCACCCAUCUCCCAAGCGUCGUGCACAUCGUCGUGAGAUUACGACCGCAGAAAUAGAUAGGUUCCCCUGUCAGAAGCUCACUGAGACGCCAUCUGGAAGUGGCGAGUGGUAUGUCUUCAAAUGUGAAGAGCACACUUUGCGCCUCGAUGGCCUUGCGCGACCAGCGCAGGCCGCCGCUAGGCAUGCCAAAAAGCAUGGAGUCCCACCUACCCGCGCAUCGGCCAUUGAAAUCUUUGGCAUCAAGAUCGUUGGCUGUGACGCUGCAAUUGCAAAGGCACACAACGAUCAGGUCGUUUUGCAGGUGAAGCGAAAGGCCGGGCUUCAAGUCAACAGAGACGCCGACGACAAGACUUAUCGUCCUCGACAUGACCAAGGCACUGACGCCGAGAUGGCAUCGCUUCUUGGUGAUAUCAACCCCUCGCAUCCGAGGCACAUUCCUGUCCGACAAGUAGCAGCCACCAGAAAGCGCACCAUCCUCACGCGAGAGCUGGACGGCACUGAGAAGCCCGCUGAGAUUACCGCCAAGACGAUAUACUGGAUCGAGUGGCCAGAUGAUGGCAUCUGCUACCCAGCCUACGUUCUUCCCUGGGAAUCCCUCCCGCGAUUUCGGAGCAAGUACCUCGUGCCAGUUGACCGUGGACUGUUGGAGUCGGUAGAUGAGUUGCCAGCCUGCUACGACAAAGGCCAUGGUUUUGCUGGUGUUUGGGCAGAGGGAUACAAAGACGGUCAACAUAAGAUGAACAAGAGGGUAUACCCCGUCAUCUUUUUUACGCUUGGCAAGAGGUUUCCGUGGGAAUGUGAGACUGCUUGGGCUGCAGAAGAGGACUUUCGUGUCUAUGACGGUGAUAAGGAAGAACCUCAGUUCAAGGCGUUGGUUGAUCAUUGGCUAGCGAGAAAGAAUCGCCAGACUCCGGAUGAUGAAUUCAUCAGAAUGAAGUUGAUGUCGCCGCCAAGCCAUCAGGGAUCAUUGACCAGCUUGAGCAGCGUUCGGGAAUCAAGUCUGGAAAUGUCACCUGAGAACGGAAACAUCGAUGACGAACUCCGAAAUUCUUUUGCGGAGUUGACCGAAUGCUUGGUCAGUGAUCGAGAGCCAAGGCGAGCAGAGUCACCCGACAGCGAUGACGACCGGGACGAUAUCGGAGAUGCUUUGGUUCGCGGCGCCAUGGAAUCUGCAUCGAGACAUACCAGCGCUUAUCUGUCUCAGCACAUGCCAUACCGCCAGGGAACCGAGACGCAUCGUCCCUGUCGCAGCGUGUCCAUGCCACCAGAUGAAAGCACUCCUGCUGGCCGAAUCUACCCUGAUGAAGAUGAGGACUCGGAUAUCUACGGUGAUGAUAAUGUUGGUCCGUUCCCCAGUAGCAGUCCCAGCGAGGAAUUCCACACCCCAUCCAGCAGGCACGAUUUCGAAGAGCCCCCCUCGAAGUCUCAGGAAUUCUCCGGUCCCAUCAAUGAAAGGACGAUAAUUCCCCCUUCAGAGGACGAAGAGUCUCUAGGGGAGACUGUCAGCCAGUACCAGAUGGACUAUCCCUCCUUGGAAGGCGCUUCGCUUCAGAGAGUCGAGACCAUUGAGUGUGAGGGGGGCAUUAUACAAUUCGAUGAGGCUUCCACCUCGAGAAGGGUUAGUUCCUCUGAACAGCGGUUGAGGGAAGCCAUGGCUAGUGCUGCUCAUCAGACGAAUGCUGCCUGGCGUAACACUUUUCGCGAGCACUCUGAGGAGGUCGACGAGUUGUUGUAG